Molecule: messenger RNA, 1192 nt
Organism: Chlamydomonas reinhardtii
Lineage: Eukaryota; Viridiplantae; Chlorophyta; Chlorophyceae; Chlamydomonadales; Chlamydomonadaceae
Exons: 4
Coding region: 305-835 (176 amino acids)
Biological process (GO): cilium assembly
Cellular component (GO): MKS complex
Source: RefSeq, a predicted model, not a curated record
AUUCCUCGUCUCCACGAAAGCCAUCUACUGAACGUACUAUCUAGCAAAGUUCAAGUUGACUUUUGUCUCUCUCCGCUUAGCACCUUGCGCGCUCCUUGUCAUGCGAUUGCACAACUAAGCGGUCAUUUAUUGAGCUGCGCUGUCAUCCUCAAUAAGCUUCGCUGAAUUGGAAGCCCAGCUUGUCCAAACAUCCCAGUUUGGCUUGCUGAACAUUCUUGCGCAGCUUCACGCUGUCGCUAACCUGUAAUUUUGCAAGCAAACUUGAGGAGACCGCUGCGACAGCACCUGGCGUGCAGCUGCCAACAUGGCGGAGCUGCACGUCAUCGGGCAAAUCCAGGGUGCUAUCGGCUUCCCCAGCCAGAACCUGUUCUGCAAGUGGGGAGUCGCUGCAGGGCGAAGCUGGGAGCUACUAGAGGGUUUGGACUCUGGGCAGACGCAACUCGACCUGGCACCAGAGGGGGAGCCGGUCGUGUGGGCCCAUCCACUUGACCUCCACUACGCAUGUCGCGGCCUAGCCGGCUGGCCAAAGCUAUACUUCCAAGUCUGGAGCCAGGACGUACAUGGCCGAAAUGACAUAUGCGGGUACGGCUUUUGCCACGUGCCGACGGCGCCGGGGCAAUACGAGAUUGAAUGCCCCACGUGGAUACCGGAGGGCACUGCGGGCGAGCGCAUUGCGGCGUUCUUCCUGGGCGGCAAUCCCCGGCUCAAGUACGAGGAGGUGGUGUACACGCCCGGAGAUCGCUUCCGCCUCAACACCGUGUCGGCGGGGUUGGUGCAGGUGCAGCUGGGCGUCAUUGUCAAGGACUUUGAGCGCAACCACGUGCACUUUGGGUGAUGGCUGAGCUGAUAAGGGGUCGGGGGCGGGGAUGGUGGUUGUUGGAGUGGGUAGAGGCAUCGCCGGUGUUGGGAUGGCUGUGUGUGCUGGUGGGAGGUGAGGCGGAGGUAUGAUGGAACAGGUGACCCUGACAGCAGAUGCGGAUGCGAUCAGUUGCCAGCUGUAAAAUAAUUCAUAGCAAGGAGUGCUGGGCGUGAGUGCUAGGUAGCGAGUGGGGCACCUUUCCUUGCUUCGGCGUCGGUGACUCCGACAACUAGUUAAGGAUGGCAAAGGACUGCUCAGAGGAGAAGUGCGCAUAUGGCGAAGUGCCUUGGGUUCCGGAGGUAACGGAGUGAAGGAGCUGCCUCACCGGCGAAA